AUGUCCUGGCUCAAGUUACACAACCCUACUAUAGACUGGCCUAAUAAGCGUAUUACUUUUAAUUCUCAAUAUUGUAACAACACUUGUCUUUCUGUUUCUAAUUCUAUCCUGGGAAAUGUCGGUGGGACUUCUAACCACCUUGAAGGCAUACCAGAAGACUUAGGAGGUGUCAAGGUAAUUGAACCUCUUGAAGGCAUCCCUAGGGAAACUGGAGGUACUGUGGACUCUCCACUUGAAAGUAUCCCAGUAGAACUGCGCAAUUUUGCGGAGGUAUUUUCUGAGGACAUGAAGGUGACGGAACUGCCGCUGCACCGUCCUUUUGAUUUAGGGAUUGAUUUAAUCGAUCCUGAUAAACCUGUUAAGGCUAUGGUAUACCCCUUGAAGGCAUCUGAUGAUGAGGAACUUAGAAAACUCCUUAAAGAACAAUUGGACAAAGGAUUGAUUUGCCCAUCCAAGUCCAAAUAUGGUUCCCCAGUUCACUUUGUCAACAAGAAAAAUGGGAAAAGGCGUAUGGUUGUGGAUUAUAGAUCCCUAAAUGCAAAUACAGUCAAGAAUGCGUACCCUCUACCUCUAAUACAGUCUCUCAUUGAGAAACUAAGGGGCGCAAAAUACUUUUCCACCAUUGACCUGAAAUCUGGAUAUAACUUGGUCCGGAUAAAGGAAGGUGAUGAAUGGAAGACUGCGUUUAAAACCAAAUAUGGCCUGUUUGAAUACCUAGUCAUGCCCUUUGGGUUAUGCAACGCUCCUGCUGCAUUUCAGCACUUCAUGAAUGAGAUAUUUAGGGACAUAUUGGACGUCUAUGUAGUAGUAUAUCUAGACGACAUCCUAAUAUUCUCAGAAAGCAGGGAAUUACACACAAAACAUCUCCAAGAGGUACUGAAAAGGCUGCAAGACAAUGCAUGCUACUGUAACCUGGAGAAGUGUAAUUUCUAUGCAUCUGAAGUAGAUUACCUUGGUGUCAUUGCCAAUGGUGAAGGAGUGAAAGCAGACCCCAAGAAAAUCACUCAAGCGGUUGAUUGGGCAACACCACACUCUGUCAAAGGGGUUCAAGAGUUUUUGGGCUUUAUAAAUUUCUAUAGACGCUUCAUACAUAACUUCUCAAAAUUGGCACAACCCUUAUACCAACUACUCCAAAAGAAUAUACCUUGGGAGUGGGGUGAACGCCAAGAAGAGUCUUUUAAAGCUCUUAAACAGGCUCUAAUUGAAUCCCCUGUCUUAAUCCAACCCAAUCCAUACAAGGAGUUUUUCCUUGAGUGUGACGCCUCUGAUUUUGCAACGGGCGCGGUCCUUAAUCAAAAGGGCAGUGAUGAUAAAUUACACCCGGUUGCAUUCCUAUCAAAAUCCCUAGCACCUGCUGAAAGAAACUAUGAUAUCUUUGAUAAAGAGUUACUAGCAGUAGUAAGGGCUUUAAAGGAAUGGCGUCACCUGCUGGAAGGAACAGUAAUCCCUGUCAAAAUACUGACAGACCAUAAAAAUUUGGAGUACUUCCAGACAAAAAGGGAUCUGAACCAAAGGCAGUUAAGGUGGAUGGGAUUUUUGGCAGAUUACAACUAUAGGAUUGUGUAUAGGCCGGGCGCACAGAAUAGAAAAGCAGAUAUUCUCUCUCGCCGUGAAGACCACAAGUCUGCGGUUAAAGAGGGGGGUGAAACCCCUGUGCUCAUAAGCCCAGAGCUUUUUAUUGCAGCUAUCCAAACAGAUAGUGACCUUAAUGAUCUAAUAAGGGACGCUCUGCAUGAUGAUAAAGCUGUAUACAAAAUCCUUAAAUCCUUGGAAGAGGACAUACCUGUUAAAGGAUGGAAACUUGAUAAUGGCUUACUCUACUAUCAUGACCGGAUUUAUGUCCCUAAUGAGCCAGAAAUCAGGAAAGCCAUCUUAGAAAGCAGGCAUGAUAACCCUUCCACUGGGCACCCAGGACAGUUCAGAACCCUAGACCUCCUUUCAAGGGAUUACUACUGGUCAGGGAUGAAACAAUCUGUAACAAAAUAUGUCCAAGCAUGCAAUUCAUGCAUACGUAGCAAACACUCCAACCGGGCUCCUGAAGGUCUCCUUCAAAACAUAGAUUUACCCAAUAAGCCCUGGGAGGAAAUAACGUAUGACUUGAUUGUAGGACUCCCCACCUCAGAAGGAUAUGAUGCAAUAUUAACAGUAGUGGACCGAUUAUCCAAAAUGGUUCAUUUUAUACCAACGCACUCUGAUGCUACUGCUGUUGAUGUUGCAAACCUCUUUGUAUCCUUUGUGUGGAAGUUACAUGGGUUACCCAGGAAAACCAUUUCGGACCGAGGCCCCCAAUUUAAUGCAAAAUUCCUGAGACAAGUCUACAAGCGGUUGGGGAUAGAACCACAUUUCUCCACUGCAUACAGACCACAAGUUGAUGGACAAAGUGAACGCUUAAACCAGUUUGUGGAAAUUUACCUACGCCACUACAUCAACUAUAGACAAACAGACUGGGUUGCAUCACUACCACUUGCGGAAUUUGCAUACAAUAAUGGGAAACACUCAGGCUCCAAACACUCUCCCUUCUACAUGUGCUAUGGUUAUAAUCCAGACUUCACAGUUGGAAACACCAAGGAAAGCCAUGUCCCCCAAGCUGACGACCUAGCAGACUUCCUGAAAGAAAUCCAAACUGAAGCAAAAGCUGCUUUAGAAAUUGCUGCAAGACAAAAUGCGCAAUACUAUGAUUUAAACAGAAGGGAAGCAACCAAGCUGGAAGUUGGUGAUAAAGUUUAUUUGAGUAGUGCCAACAUCAAAACUUCAAGGCCUUCCCAUAAGCUAGAACAUAAGCGAUUGGGGCCCUACAAGGUCUUGGAGAAAAUUGGCAGGAACUCUUAUAAACUGGAUCUCCCUAAAUCCAUGAAAGUCCAUCCUGUCUUCAACAUUGCCCUAUUACACAAAAAGCCAGUAGACAAGUAUGACCGUGAUCCAGUUCCACUCCCCCCAGUUGUCACAGCUGAUGGAGAAGAGGAAUAUACUGUUGAAAGGAUCCUAGACUCCAAGAAAGCAGUCCAGGAAUGGCCAACACCCACCAAGAUCAAAGAAGUCCAGUCAUUCCUAGGGUUUGCCAAUUUCUUACGCCAAUUUGUAGCCAACUUCAGUCACAUGGCUAGACCUCUGCGCAACCUGGUCAAAAAGGACACACCAUGGAAAUGGGAAGCAAGGGAAGAAGAAGCAUUCCAAGGGCUGAAAACUGCCGUCACCAAUGCCCCCAUACUUUGCCACACCAAUCCCACCAAGCCUUACUUCCUUGAGACAGAUGCAUCAGGAGCUGCCUUGGGUUCCAUACUAAGCCAACAACAGGAUGAUGGGCGCCUACACCCUCUAGGUUUCUUAUUGGAAUCAUUCAAGGGAGUGGAACAAGAUUAUGACACCCACAACAAGGAACUCCUUGCUAUCAUCCAUUCCUUUGAAUAUUGGCGCAUUUUCCUGGAAGGUACAGAACACCCUGUCACGGUUUUUACAGACCACUGGAACCUGGAAUAUUGGAAAGAAUCCCAUACAUUCAACCAACAACACGCAAGAUGGCACCUCUUGUUAGCCAGGUAUAACUUCCAGAUUGUCUACCAACCAGGGAAACAGUUGGGAAAACUGGAUGCACUUUCACAACGCUCAGACCAUGCCAACAUACCCCCUGCCGCUCAAACCAUGCUUCCAAAACCUGUCUUUGCCAAUAUUGCUUUUGACAAGUCCCUGGAGGAAAUACUCCAAUUUCUCCAGAACAAAUUGAAAGCACCUCCCUCCAUCAAAAGGGCUUUCAAGGAUUACAAAAUGGAGGCGGGAUUACUCUUCUACCAAGGGCACAUUGUGGUGCUGGAUGCAGGGUCCCUGAGAACAGACCUGCUACAAAUCUUCCACAACAGCCCCCUGGCAGGCCACCCCGGCAGGCAACAUACACUGGAAUUGGUAUCCCACAACUACUAUUGGCCUGGUAUCUGCGCAGACACCUACUGGCAUGUGGAUUCCUGCAAAACCUGUCAGCAAAUAAGGAAACCCAAAUACGCCUUGGUCCCCCUGCAACCACUUGAAUUGCCCACCAGACCCUGGCAGCAUGUCUCCUACAAUAUGAUUGUAGACCUACCAAAGGAUGGGAGCUAUGAUUCAAUCCUAGUCAUUGUUGAUAAUUUCACCAAGUACAGGGUAUUUGUCAAAUGUUCCAAAAAACUCAAAGCCCCAGAAUUAGCAGAACUAUUCUUGGAACAUGUCUGGAAUCAACAUGGCAUGCCCAAAAAAAUGGUCUUGGAUAGAGGAAGGGUUUUUAACAACAAAUUCCUGAAGGCUCUAUACAAACACCUGGGAAUAGACCCUCACUUCUCCUUGGCAUACCAUCCCCAGAGUGACAGACAAACAGAACAAGUCAACCUGUCUAUAGAAUACUUCCUUAGGGCCUAUUCAGGGGUUAAUCAACAAGACUGGACCAAGUGGCUACCAAUGGCCAAGUUUGUGUACAACAACGCAGUUCACAGUAGCACAGGUAAAACCCCAUUCAAAGCUCUGUACAGAUGGGAACCAACCUUGACCCCAUCAAACGUGCCCACCAACGUGCCAGAAGCAGACAAUUUGGCCCAAACAAGGGAAGCCCAGUGGAAGGAAGUGGAAGCAGCCCUCCAGCAGUCUAAAUUACAAAUGAUGGCUGGAGAGGCUGGGGAACCUCUAAGCUUUAAAGUGGGAGAAGAAGUCUGGCUGGAUGCCAAGAAUGUCAACCUGAAAACCCUGAGCUCCAAACUAAUGGAACAAUGUCUGGGACCAUUCAAAGUUACGGAAAAGAUCUCCAACUGCACCUAUUGA
Messenger RNA from Rhizoctonia solani, 4779 nucleotides. RefSeq names its product Transposon Tf2-7 polyprotein. The transcript is spliced from 3 exons. The coding region runs from base 1 to 4779 and encodes 1592 amino acids. NCBI's taxonomy places the organism in Eukaryota, Fungi, Basidiomycota, Agaricomycetes, Cantharellales, Ceratobasidiaceae. Gene Ontology annotation, biological process: DNA integration. The record is from RefSeq and is a predicted model, not a curated record. Gene Ontology annotation, molecular function: nucleic acid binding.